This is a messenger RNA of Gracilinanus agilis (Agile Gracile Mouse Opossum), 2369 nucleotides long. RefSeq names its product solute carrier family 16 member 13 (gene SLC16A13). The record is from RefSeq and is a predicted model, not a curated record. Lineage: Eukaryota; Metazoa; Chordata; Mammalia; Didelphimorphia; Didelphidae. The transcript has 4 exons. Gene Ontology annotation, biological process: transmembrane transport; monocarboxylic acid transport. Gene Ontology annotation, molecular function: monocarboxylic acid transmembrane transporter activity. The coding region runs from base 262 to 1566 and encodes 434 amino acids.
CAUUUCAGCACUAGUGCUUUCCCGCUCAGCUGUGGUGGAGGGUUGGGGGGUACAGAGUGUAAGUAGUGGGGGGCCACAGUUUCAGGUGUGCGCCUGCCUACAACGCACUCUUGGUGGGUGAAGGUGCCGCCCCUUGCCCCUUGCUCUCUUUCCUCCUGUCCCUGCUUACCCGGUAAAACCACGAGUUAGGUUGCGUCAGCCAGGUCUCAACCUUCGGGGCUGUGCGUCCGCCUUCCACUCGACCACCUAGUUGAUCCCGGUAUGGCCCGCCGAGUCGAGCCCCCAGAUGGGGGCUGGGGAUGGAUCGUGGUUCUUUCAGCCUUUUUCCAGUCCGCUCUGGUGUUUGGGGUGCUGAAAUCUUUCGGCGUCUUCUUCUUGGAGUUCAUGGCAGCUUUCGAAGAGCCAGCGGCACGGGUCUCUUGGAUCACCUCGAUUGGGAUAGCGGUGCAGCAGUUUGGGAGCCCUGUGGGCAGUGCCCUGAGUACACGGUUUGGCCCCCGGCCUGUGGUGAUGGCAGGGGGUAUCUUGGCUGCCCUGGGAAUGAUGUUGGCCUCAUUUGCGACCUCCUUGACGCAUCUCUACCUUAGCAUCGGCCUGAUCUCGGGCUCUGGCUGGGCCCUGACCUUCACCCCUACCCUGGCCUGUCUCUCCAGAUAUUUUUCUCGGAGGCGUUCACUGGCCACAGGAUUAGCAUUGACUGGCAUAGGUCUCUCUUCCUUUGCCUUUGCUCCAUUCUUCCAGUGGCUUAUCACCUAUUAUGCAUGGCGAGGUGCCCUUCUCUUGGUAGCUGCUCUCUCCUUACACCUCUUGGCCUGUGGGGCCCUCCUUCGCCCCCUCAGACUGGCAGAAGACCCUUCUGUGGGAGGCCCGAUGGCUCAGCUGACCUCUCUGCUCUGCCAUGGCCCCUUCCUAUGUUAUACCACUGCCCUCACUCUAAUCAAUGCUGGGUACUUUAUCCCCUACGUUCACCUUGUGGCACAUACCCAGGACUUGGGAUGGGAUCCCCUGCCUGCAGCCUUCCUCCUGUCUUUGGUGGCUGUGGCAGAUCUGUUAGGGCGCGUGUUCUCUGGGUGGCUGGGGGAUAUAUGCCCAGGGCCUAUGGCCCGGCAGCUGGCACUGUGGUCUUUUCUGACAGGGAUGGCAUUAGCCCUGCUCCCUGUGGCACAGGAACCCUCAGUCCUCAUGGCCCUGGUUGUGGUCUAUGGUUUUACUGCAGGGGCCUUGACCCCUGUGGCUUUCUCAGUCCUGCCUGAACUUGUUGGAAUUGGAAGAAUAUACAGCGGCCUAGGGCUCUUACAACUGGUAGAGAGCACCGGGGGACUUUUGGGGGCACCAUUGUCAGGCUAUCUCCGAGAUUUGACCGGCAGCUACACAGUUUCCUUUGUAGUGGCUGGAGCCUUCCUUCUCAGUGGGAGCCUGAUACUCCUUACCCUCCCUGGUUUCUUCUCCUGCUUCUUCCUGCCUUCUGCCACAGAACAGAAUUCUGGGAGAAAAUCAUUGGAAGUCAAAGUCUCUCUCCAAAGUGCUGAGUAUAGAGAAGGAAGCCCAGAGGCCCAAGAGCCCUAACUUAGAUCAGGUUCCAGCAUCUCCUCACCUUCACUUUCUCUCCAUGACCUUAGUUAUUUAUAUCUGCCUCUCUGGGCCUGCUUAGGAGUUGAUGAUAUGUCCAAGAUUUUGUGUUUCUUAAGCUCCCUUUUGUUGCUUUGUGAUAAUUCUUCUCUCCUUCCUUUCCACCCUCCUGUUGUCUCCAAGGCUCAAAAGACCACAUGAGUUCAGAACCCUUUACUGUUUUUCUUCCCCUUCCCUCCAUUACCAGUCUCAAGCUAUGGAUCAAAGACCCAUGGCAAAGACCUGUUUGAUGAUUUUGAUUUGGCCUCGGAUAGCUAACCUCUUUGAGAUUCCCAAUUCAGGUCAGAGAUAAAUUAAGAUGAGUACAUAGAUGAGGUCAUGGACCUGGCUACUUACAAGAUACCUUGUUUAUCCUCUCUCAGAUGCUGGGACUUUGCUCUCUGUACUAUUAUUUGCCACCUCUUUGUCAGAGGAAGGACAAAAAACUUGAGAGGAAAGAUUGAGGGCUGUCAAUGGGAUCCCUGGUUCCCUCAAGUCCUAGGAGAAGGUAAAUUGCAGGCUAUGUCAAAGGUCCUAGUGGAGAAAGAAGAUGAAGAUGGGAAGGGAACAGGGGGAAGUCCUGUACAUGUCUAAGGUCCUGUUCAGAGAUCAGGGUAGGGACAUAUGUAUCCUCAUCAUUCUCCUCAGUCAAAACCAAGGUACCUUUCCUUGGUACUACUCAAGUAGGGGUGGAGGGGAGGCCAACCUCCUAGGGAGGUCUACUUGUCAGGGAGAAUAAAGGAAACCUGCCUUAUUCCUCA